Molecule: messenger RNA, 3252 nt
Organism: Marmota monax (woodchuck)
Lineage: Eukaryota; Metazoa; Chordata; Mammalia; Rodentia; Sciuridae
Gene: Rbm15
Product: RNA binding motif protein 15
Exons: 2
Coding region: 16-2904 (962 amino acids)
Biological process (GO): regulation of alternative mRNA splicing, via spliceosome
Cellular component (GO): nucleus
Molecular function (GO): mRNA binding
Source: RefSeq, a predicted model, not a curated record
AGAGCUAAUUGACCAAUGAGAUCCGCGGGGCGGGAUCCUUUGCCGCGGCGGAGUCCAAGAUGGCGGCGUGCGGUUCCGCUGUGUGAAACGAGCGCGGGGUGGCGGGUUAAUCAGCUCCUCGGAGGCGACCUCCGACUACCCGCAACAAUGAAAGGAAAAGAGCGCUCGCCAGUCAAGCCCAAACGCUCUCGUGGUGGUGAGGAAUCGACUUCCCGCGGGGAGCGGAGUAAGAAGUUAGGGGGCUCUGGUGGCAGCAACGGGAGCAGCAGCGGCAAGACCGACGGCGGCGGCGGGUCGCGGCGGAGCCUUCAUCUGGACAAGUCCAGCAGCCGAGGUGGCAGCCGCGAGUAUGACACUGGUGGGGGCAGCUCCAGUAGCCGCAUGCAUAGUUACAGCUCCCCUAGCACCAAAAAUUCCUCGGGCGGGGGCGAGUCGCGCAGCAGCUCCCGGGGUGGAGGCGGGGAGUCACGUUCUUCUGGUGCCGCCUCCUCAGCUCCUGGCGGAGGAGACGGCGGGGAGUACAAGACCCUGAAGAUAAGCGAGUUGGGGUCCCAGCUGAGUGACGAAGCGGUGGAGGACGGACUAUUUCACGAGUUUAAGCGCUUUGGGGAUGUAAGUGUCAAAAUCAGUCAUCUCUCAGGUUCUGGCAGCGGGGAUGAGCGGGUAGCCUUUGUGAACUUCCGGCGGCCAGAGGACGCGCGGGCGGCCAAGCAUGCCAGAGGCCGCCUGGUGCUCUAUGACCGGCCUCUGAAGAUAGAAGCUGUGUAUGUCAGUCGGCGCCGCAGCCGCUCCCCUUUAGACAAAGAUUCUUAUCCUCCGUCAGCCAGCGUGGUCGGUGCCUCUGUAGGUCACCGGCACCCCCCUGGAGGAGGAGGUGGAGGCCAGAGAUCACUUUCCCCUGGUGGCGCUGCCUUGGGAUACAGAGACUACCGGUUGCAGCAGUUGGCGCUUGGCCGCCUGCCCCCUCCACCUCCUCCACCAUUACCCCGAGAGCUGGAGAGAGAACGAGACUACCCGUUCUAUGAGAGAGUGCGCCCAGCAUACAGCCUUGAGCCAAGGGUGGGAGCUGGAGCAGGUGCUGCUCCUUUUCGAGAAGUGGAUGAGAUAUCACCCGAGGAUGAUCAGCGUGCUAACAGGACGCUUUUCUUGGGCAACCUAGACAUUACUGUGACAGAGAGUGAUUUAAGAAGGGCUUUUGAUCGCUUUGGAGUCAUUACAGAAGUAGACAUCAAGAGACCUUCUCGUGGCCAGACCAGUACUUAUGGCUUUCUCAAAUUUGAGAACCUAGACAUGUCUCAUCGGGCCAAGGUAGCAAUGUCUGGCAAAAUUAUAAUUCGGAAUCCUAUCAAAAUUGGUUAUGGUAAAGCUACACCCACUACCCGCCUCUGGGUAGGUGGCCUAGGACCUUGGGUGCCUCUUGCUGCCCUGGCACGAGAAUUUGACCGAUUUGGCACCAUACGCACUAUAGACUACCGAAAAGGUGAUAGUUGGGCAUAUAUCCAGUAUGAAAGCCUGGAUGCAGCUCAUGCUGCCUGGACCCAUAUGCGGGGAUUCCCACUUGGUGGCCCAGAUCGUCGCCUUAGAGUAGACUUUGCAGACACAGAACAUCGUUACCAGCAGCAAUAUCUGCAGCCUCUACCCUUGACUCAUUAUGAACUGGUGACGGAUGCUUUUGGACAUCGAGCACCUGACCCUUUGAGGGGUGCUCGGGAUAGGACACCACCCCUACUAUACAGAGAUCGCGAUAGGGACCUUUAUCCUGAUUCUGAUUGGGUGCCACCUCCACCCCCAGUCCGAGAACGCAGCACUCGGACUGCAGCUACUGCUGUAACUGCUUAUGAGCCACUGGAUAGCUUGGAUCGAAGGCGCGAUGGCUGGUCCUUAGACCGGGACAGAGGUGAUAGAGAUAUACCCAGCAGCAGAGACCAGCCUAGGAAGCGUCGGCUGCCUGAGGAGAGUGGAGGCCGACAUCUGGAUAGGUCUCCUGAGAGUGACAGACCACGGAAACGUCACUGCGCUCCUUCUCCUGAUCGCAGUCCAGAACUGAGCAGUAGCCGGGAUCGUUACAACAGUGACAAUGAUCGGUCUUCCCGUCUUCUUCUCUUGGAAAGGCCUUCUCCAAUCAGAGACAGACGAGGUAGUUUGGAAAAGAGCCAGGGUGACAAGCGAGACCGUAAAAACUCUGCUUCAGCUGAACGGGAUAGGAAGCACCGGACAGCUGCUCCCACUGAGGGAAAAAGCCCUUUGAAAAAAGAAGACCGAUCUGAUGGGAAUGCACCCAGCGCCGCCAAUACUUCAUCAAAAUUGAAGUCCCCUUCCCAGAAACAGGAUGGGGGGACAGCUCCUGCAGCAGCAGCCUCUCCCAAACUCUGUUUGGCCUGGCAGGGCAUGCUUCUACUCAAGAACAGCAACUUUCCUUCCAACAUGCAUCUCUUGCAGGGUGACCUCCAAGUGGCUAGCAGUCUUCUUGUGGAGGGUUCAACUGGAGGCAAAGUGGCCCAGCUCAAGAUUACUCAGCGUCUCCGAUUGGACCAGCCCAAGUUGGAUGAAGUAACUCGACGCAUCAAAGUGGCAGGGCCCAAUGGUUAUGCCAUUCUUCUGGCUGUACCUGGAAGUUCCGAUAGCCGAUCUUCCUCUUCAUCGGCAACAUCGGACACUGCCACCUCUACUCAGAGGCCACUUAGGAACCUUGUGUCCUAUUUAAAGCAAAAGCAGGCAGCUGGGGUGAUCAGCCUCCCUGUGGGAGGCAACAAAGACAAGGAAAACACCGGGGUCCUUCAUGCCUUCCCACCCUGUGAGUUCUCCCAGCAGUUUCUGGAUUCCCCUGCCAAGGCACUGGCCAAAUCUGAAGAAGAUUACCUGGUCAUGAUCAUUGUCCGUGCAAAACUGGUGAACAGCGGAUGAAGAUAUGGAAUUCAAAGCUCUAAUGGACCUUUUUGAAGAGAAGUUGUGGCUUAUGUGGAGUUUACAUGGGCCUCUGAUGGAAGAAAGCUAAUCUGUUUAGUAUUUGUGCAUUUUACUAAAAUGGCAGCUUAACAUUGUGUAUCUGCUAUUGUGAUGCCAAUGCCGGUGUUUUAAGUGGAAAAAAAAAAUGACCUCUUUGCUUUGUGCUGUGUACACAAGAGUUCUGGAAAAGUAAAGAAAAACCCUUUUUAUGGCUCACACAGCUUAAAAGUAGCUGUCACUCAAACGUGCGCUCACAGUUGAGCUGCUUUUGUUUUAUUCUAAAUAAAUUGUUUCUUUUGAGGAAAA